Prunus persica (peach) is the source of this 2478-nucleotide messenger RNA. RefSeq lists its product as uncharacterized. NCBI's taxonomy places the organism in Eukaryota, Viridiplantae, Streptophyta, Magnoliopsida, Rosales, Rosaceae. The record is from RefSeq and is a predicted model, not a curated record. Gene Ontology annotation, biological process: DNA integration. The coding region runs from base 1 to 2478 and encodes 825 amino acids. The transcript has 3 exons. Gene Ontology annotation, molecular function: RNA-DNA hybrid ribonuclease activity; nucleic acid binding.
AUGGAUGCUUAUUCAGGUUACAACCAGAUCUUCAUGCAUCCAGAAGAUCAGGCCCACACCUCUUUCAUUACGGACCGCGGCCUCUACUGCUAUAAGGUGAUGCCCUUUGGCCUCAAAAACGCCGGGGCUACUUAUCAGCGUCUGGUGAAUCAGCUCUUUGCCCCACUGAUUGGCAAUACCAUGGAGGUCUAUGUCGAUGACAUGCUAGUCAAGAGUCGCACAGCUGACCAACACAUCCCUAACCUCUCUGCCAUGUUCACCAUCCUGAAGCAGUACAAAAUGAGGCUUAACCCCACCAAAUGUGCAUUCGGGGUGGCUUCCGGCAAAUUCCUAGGCUUCAUGAUCAGCCAGAGGGGUAUUGAGGCCAAUCCAAAAAAGAUCCAGGCCAUCUUAGACAUGACGGUACCUAAGACGGUCAAAGAUAUCCAAAGCCUUACAGGGCGUGUCGCAGCCCUGACCAGAUUUAUCUCCAAAGCCACUGAUCGCUGCGCCCCAUUCUUCAAGGCCCUUAAAGGCACCAAAAGAACAUCACCUGGACUGCUGAAUGCAACACGGCUUUCAACGAGCUCAAGGACUUCGGCUGUUAGCUCUGUGCUCAUCCGAUCAAAAGAUAACGCGGAACACCCAGUGCAUUAUGUUAGUAAAGCAUUGCAAGAUGCCGAAGUUCGAUACCCGGACAUCGAAAAAUUGGCGUUCGCCCUGGUCGUCUCGGCAAGACGCCUCCGACCAUAUUUCCAAGCUCACACCAUCCAUGUCUUAACCAACCAACCGCUCCGACAGGUGUUGCAGAAGCCAAAAACUUCUGGGAGGCUGGUUAAGUGGGCCAUUGAACUUGGCGAGUUUGAUAUCCAUUACAAACCCCGCCCGGCUCUAAGGGGACAGGCCGUUGCCGACUUCUUAUCCGAAUUCACGGAGCCUCAAGCUUCGUCAGCUAUCCAGCCCAUAAUCGAACCCAAUCCACCGCCCAGCCAGGACCAAACCCCCACCGAAGGCAAUCUCGACCUAACCCAGCCUCUGUGGACCUUAUUCGUAGACGGCUCUUCUAAUGCCCAGGGCUGUGGGGCCGGCCUCGUUCUCAUCUCCCCAGACAAGGUUUCCCUCGAGUACGCCCUUCGCUUCAAAUUCCAAACCUCCAACAAUGAGGCCGAAUAUGAAGCACUCUUAGCUGGUCUUCGGUUAGCCAAAGAGAUGGACGCCAGGAAAAUUCAGAUAUUCAGCGAUUCACAACUCGUGGUCCACCAGGUCAACCAGGACUUCACGGCUAAGGAUGCCUCUAUGACGGCCUACCUCCAGCACGCUCGGCACUUGCUGGCGACCUUCCACGCCCACUCUAUCAAGCAAGUGCCGCGCUCCGAGAAUAGCCAUGCCGAUGCACUAGCCAGGUUGGCAUCAGCCUUGGAGCAAGGAAUGGGUCGCCACAUCCACAUCAAGUUUUUGGCCCAGCCCAGCACACAAGCCCCACUCAUCUGCACUAUUGAUCACAGCCCUACAUGGAUGGACCCCAUCCUCCAGUUCUUACAGAACCAAACACUACCGGCUAAUCCGGCAGAGGCACGAAGCGUUCGCCAUCGCUCUGCCCGUUACCUGAUCAUUAACGGCUCCUUAUACAAGUGGGGUUUCAGCCUUCCUUACCUCCGAUGCCUGACUCCAGAGGAGGGUCACUAUGUCCUCCGAGAAAUCCAUGAAGGCAUAUGCGGUAACCACUCGGGCACACGCUCGCUGGCCCAUAAGGCAAUCCGCCAAGGAUACGUUUGGCCAUCACUCCACACUGACGCCCAGGAAUUCACCCAGAAAUGCGACAAGUGUCAGCGAUUUGCCAACAUUCCACAACUCCCGGCUGAACCGUUGACUGCCAUCGUCAGCCCUUGGCCAUUUGCCCAAUGGGGACUGGAUUUCAUUGGACCUAUGCCAGAGGGCAAGGGUCAAGUCAAGUAUGCAGUUGUGGCCGUAGACUACUUCACCAAGUGGGCUGAGGCUGAGGCCUUGGCCACCAUCACUGCAGCUCGCAUCGAAUCCUUUGUGUGGCAAAACAUUGUAUAUCACUUCGGCAUCCCCAACUCCAUCGUCACCGACAAUGACCGAACCGAGGCCGUGGCUCCGGUAGUGAUUGGCCAGCCCACAUACCGAACCUCCACUUACGAUGCCACGGCCAAUGACGAGCAGUUGGCCCUCAACCUCGACUUCAUUGACGAGCUCCGGGACCAAUCGAGCAUGCAUAAUGUCGCGUACAAACAACGGAUCGCCAAAUAUUACGACUCCCGAGUCAAGCCCCGUGCUUUCAAAAUGGGGGACUGGGUCAUGCGCAAAGUUUCCUUGGCUACCAAAAAUCCCAACGAAGGUACCCUCGGCCCUACAUGGGAAGGUCCUUAUGAGAUUAUCAAAAUCUGCCGCCCCGGCACUUAUCAGCUUCGUGAUUCCACAGGCAAGACGCUGCCUCACCCGUGGAAUGCUGACCACCUCAAGUACUAUUACAAGUAA